Messenger RNA from Aethina tumida (small hive beetle), 1720 nucleotides. RefSeq lists its product as uncharacterized. The transcript has 7 exons. Gene Ontology annotation, molecular function: heme transmembrane transporter activity; heme binding. The record is from RefSeq and is a predicted model, not a curated record. Gene Ontology annotation, cellular component: membrane. Bases 264 to 1637 code for a protein of 457 amino acids. NCBI's taxonomy places the organism in Eukaryota, Metazoa, Arthropoda, Insecta, Coleoptera, Nitidulidae. Gene Ontology annotation, biological process: heme export; transmembrane transport.
UAAAUUGAAAAAUUAAACCGUUCUUCUAAGACAGAAUUUGUGAUACCUUUAGUAUCUUGCCGUUUGUUGAAUACAUUGUGCUAUUUAAAAGAUUUUUUAAAAUUUUAUCAAACUUAGAUGGGGUCUAUAAAAGAAUAUUUAAACCAAAUAAAAUAUAUUUCAAAUAAAAGUACCAACAAAUUUAUCUUUUUGCUUUUUUAUAUGUGUAAGCAAGAUAAAUAAAAUAUUUUUUAGAAGAAAGAAAGUUUCAGAUUUAUGGCAAGAUGUCCGAAACAUUGUUACCAAAUGUUCUAGUUGACAUCAAAACAUAUAGGAAAAGAUGGUUAAUACUGUUUAUAUAUGUGCUGUAUUCAGCAGUAAAUUCCUUUCAAUGGAUGGAAUAUUGCAUCAUUGAAAACGUUGUAAUGGAUUAUUAUAAAGUCAGCAGCAUAGCUGUAGAUUGGACUUCUAUAAUAUAUAUGGCCUUUUACCCUGUGUUGGUGGUACCAGUUUCUUUUAUUGUAGAUAGAUACGUAAGUAUUUUAUUCCUAAAAUGUAUAUAUUUUGUACCAUUUUUUAAGGGUUUGCGAGUGGCCGCUUUAAUAGGCGGCUUGGGCACGACUUUAGGUGUUGCCAUUAAAGUGUUUUCAAUUAAUCCGUCUUUAUUUUCCGUUGUACUAGUUGGACAAGCAAUAGGUUCAGUUGCACAAGUCUUUGUUUUAUGUUUACCAUCAAAAAUUGCAGCCGUUUGGUUUCCACCAAAUGAGAUCUCUACAUCAUGCUCUUUGGGAAUAUUUGGUACCCAAUUAGGUUUUGCUUUGGGAUUCAUUGUACCAUCAGCUUUGGUAAAAAUGCACUCCGAUUCUGAUGAAAUUGGAUCUGGAUUAAAGAUUCUUUGUUGGGGAUUGACUAUAUUUAUGAUGCCAGUGUCGUUUGCAAUAUUGCAUUGGUUUCAAAAAGAACCAAAAUUACCUCCGAGCACAAUUCAAUUUGAGGAGAGAAAGAAGUCCGCGAAGAAAUUUAAAGAAUUUUUAAGUUCUUUUAGGAAUUUAUUAACUGACCGAGGGUUCUUACUUCAUAUGACAGCUUAUGGAAUUAAUGUGGCAGUAUUUUCGAGUUUAGGGACGUUUUUGAAUCAAUUUGUUUUAUAUUAUCUACCUGAAGCAGAAAGCCAGAUAGGCUGUAUGGGUUUUACUAUGGUAGUAGUUGGUAUGGUGGGAUCUAUAGUUUUUGGGUUUAUAUUGGACAAAACACGUAAAUAUAAGGAAUCAACCUUAAUUAUCUAUGUUUCCUGCGCCAUAAGUGUAAUCGCAUUUCUUUUUGCCUUAGAAAAAAGAAGUCAAUUUCUAGUUUAUGUAUCACUUGCUCUUUUGGGAUUUUUUACAAAUGCGUAUAUGCCUGUGGGUUUCGAAUUCGCAGUCGAAAUGACUUAUCCGUUGGAUGAAGGCACUACCACGGGAAUGCUGAAUGCGAUGACUCAAGGAUUGGGUGUUUUCACGACCAUUAUAUUGGGUGAACUGAAUACGAGAUUUGGAUAUUUUGUAGCAAUAUUGUGUCAAGCGGGACUGAUGUUCUUGGGAUCUCUUAUUACCAUUUUUAUUCCUAACAAUUUAAAGAGGCAAAAAGCUCUUAUUCGCAAUGAAGCACUUUUAAAUUAAAUGUAUUAUAUUUGUAUUUAUAUUGUUAGAUAUAUCAACUGUAAAAAUUCAGUUAUUCAAAACAUUAAAAAAUUACAUACCAA